UUGUUUCUCGUCUUUUUUUCCAGAUUGAUCAUCGUCAUGUGAUCAACAUUGUGACUCUGCGAUGCAUACGAUUUUAGCGCGAGUGAUGCACGGACUCGGAGACAGCAGUGUUCCAUUACCAGAGUCUGUCAAAUUGGUGGAGGAAAUCCUCAUGGAGCAGCUGAAGAUAAUUUUGCGCAAAGCGACAGAAUGUGCGAUUUGCAGAGGCUCACCUGGAAACCUUGUUGCUGAAGACUUUGUGUUCCUCAUGCGACGAAAUCACGGGAAGCUGAGACGAUUGCUUCAGUAUCUA
Notodromas monacha is the source of this 292-nucleotide messenger RNA. NCBI's taxonomy places the organism in Eukaryota, Metazoa, Arthropoda, Ostracoda, Podocopida, Cyprididae. The record is from the annotation of a GenBank genome assembly.